CGGCGGGGGAGGUGGAGAGGCGAUCUGAUUGGCCGGCGGGGAGCGAGCGCGGGGGGCCGUGCGGCGUGGCGCGGCGCCUACUUCCGGUCGGCGGAGCGGCUGAGGAGAGCGGCUGGUGGCGGCGGUGACUCCCGGCGCGUCUGGCCCACCAUGACCGUCCCGCAGCUCCUCCUGUGCCUGUCUCUCUCCAUGCUCUGCAUCUCGAGCAAACCCACCGAGAAAAAGGACCGGGUUCACCACGACCCCCAGCUCAGCGACAAGGUCCACGAUGACGCGCAGAACUUCGAUUACGACCACGACGCUUUUCUCGGCGCGGAUGAGGCUAAAACCUUCGAUCAGUUGACGCCGGAGGAGAGCAAGGAGAGACUCGGAAUGAUUGUAGAUAAGAUAGACACGGAUAAGGAUGGGUUUGUGACGGAGGGGGAGCUGAAAGCCUGGAUUAAGAAGGCCCAGAAGAAAUACGUGUAUGACAGUGUCGAACGCCAGUGGCAGGAGUUUGACAUGAAUCAAGAUGGAUUUAUCUCCUGGGAUGAGUACAGAAACGUGACAUAUGGCACUUACCUCGAUGACCCAGACCCCGAUGAUGGAUUUAAUUAUAAACAAAUGAUGGUGCGAGAUGAACGACGCUUCAAGAUGGCUGACAAGGAUGGAGACUUGACGGCCACCAAGGAAGAGUUCACCGCCUUUCUGCACCCUGAAGAGUACGAUUACAUGAAGGACAUAGUCGUGCAGGAAACCAUGGAGGACAUCGACAAGAACGGGGACGGUUUCAUCGACCUGGAGGAGUACAUAGGUGACAUGUACAGCCGCGACGGCGAUGCCGACGAACCCGAGUGGGUGAAGACGGAGAGGGAACAGUUUGUGGAAUUCAGAGACAAAAACCGCGACGGCAAAAUGGACAAAGAAGAAACCAAAGAUUGGAUCCUCCCGUCGGAUUACGACCACGCCGAGGCGGAAGCGCGACACCUCGUCUACGAAUCCGACCAGAACAAGGACGGGAAGCUCACCAAGGAGGAGAUCGUGGAGAAGUACGACUUGUUCGUGGGGAGCCAGGCCACGGACUUCGGGGAGGCCUUGGUGCGACACGACGAAUUUUAAGAGCUGUACAAAGCCGUUUCUUAAAUAAUUUAUUUUUUACAGUUUUCUGGGAUUAUCGUAAGAAACGUUUUUCGCUACUGAGACUGUUAUUUCAGGCGAUGAGGUGAAAGAAAAAAACCACCAAACCCAAUCUCUUCCCGUCCUAUUUUUUUUUUUUUUCUCCUUCCCCAAGGGACGGGGACUCGCGGUUCCGGAAACCACCUCGCGUUACGACACUUUGGGGGGGUUUGUUGUCGUUGUUUUGGUUUUGGUUUUUUUUUUUUUUUUUUAAGUUUUACGCCUCGUUUUACCGUCUUAACGAAUUCUGUUUAUUUUUGUAUUCCUUUUGGUUCCACGUGAAGUGAAAACACGUAUCCCCGUGAGCCGAGGGCAGCGCGACGGUGACGGUUCCCCCCUCCCCCUGCCUCCCUCUCCUCCCCCCUUUGAUUAUUUUAUUUUUUUUUUUUUAAUCGGUAUGUACUCAGCUCCGCGCUUUUAGAAUCAAAUAAUCAAAAAAUCAAGAAAAAAGAAACAAAAACAAAAAAGAAAAACUAAGCCAGAGAACAAUAAGGCCGAAAGGAAGAAAUAAACCCAGAGGUGAGCCGGGCUUGGGUUAAGCCGGGCUUUGUAAAUCCUUUUCUUAGGAAAACGUUUUCCCGCCCCGGGCGUUGCUCAAAAGUGCCUUGAAUCCACCCAAAAACGCUGCCAAGGAGGAACGGCGGCACCGGCGCUCGGCCGGAGACGGAGCCGCUCGUCGCACCCGCAAUUUGCUCUUCCCGGAUAAUUAAUAUUCUCUGGUUUUUACGAUUUCUGUUUUAUUUUCUCAAGCGUGCGUUCCCCGCCUCGCCCAGGGACGUCUCGCUUCCCCCGACCCGCAGCGACGUGGAUUCUCCGGCGGCGUCACGCAGAGGUCGGUGCCGCCGUCCGCGUCGGUUUCAAAAAACCGAACCCCAAAACCCCCUUUUUUUCCCUCAGAAUCGCUCCCCGAGGGUGAGAAGCGCGGCCUGUAACGUAUAUAUAUACUCCUCGUAUUCCGUGUACCUCUCUUAACGUAACGCUUUGGGUGUAACUCGGCGGUGAAUCGGAGAAUCCCGCGCCAGAUCCGUACGGCAGACAGAACGCCGGCCAGGCGGCUCCUGGCCGGUAACGACUUCAGACACUAAUUGGAUUUCCCGGCCCCCCCCCCCCCCGUGCGUGUGUGUUCCCCCCCCCCCCCAAAUUUCUCCCUCCGUGAUUUCUCCUCGCGGGAUGAUUUAAUUUCUGUCUGGCUGGUGUAAACGGAGCUUCGCGGCCGUGCCGGAGGAUUUUGUGGUUCAAUAAAACCUGUUUACGUUCACCCCGGAA
Grus americana (Whooping crane) is the source of this 2421-nucleotide messenger RNA. RefSeq names its product calumenin (gene CALU). The record is from RefSeq and is a predicted model, not a curated record. Bases 151 to 1098 code for a protein of 315 amino acids. NCBI's taxonomy places the organism in Eukaryota, Metazoa, Chordata, Aves, Gruiformes, Gruidae. Gene Ontology annotation, cellular component: endoplasmic reticulum. Gene Ontology annotation, molecular function: calcium ion binding. The transcript is spliced from 7 exons.